GGAGAUAAAAGGUACAGGUGGUGACAUUUGAUAACACAGAGACAGAUACUUCCACUGAGAGGACAGAUGGGUUACUUCUUGUACUUCUCCGCUGAGACAUGGACUCUGCUGGUUGCCUUUGUCACACUCCUGCUUGUAUAUGCCUACUGGCCUUAUGGAACAUUCAAGAAAUUAGGUAUCUCUGGUCCUAAACCUCUCCCAUUUUUUGGGACAAUGCUGCAUUAUCGAAGGGGAUUCUUCAACUUUGAUCAAGAGUGCUAUAGGAAAUACGGGAAAAUAUGGGGUAUUUACGAUGGCCGCCAGCCCGUGUUGUGUGUUGCAGAUCCUGAAAUUAUAAAGGCCAUUCUGGUUAAGGAAUGCUACUCUUUCUUCACCAACCGCAGAAAUUUCCGACUGAAUGGGCCCCUCUAUGAUGCCGUAUCCAUUGCUGAAGAUGACCAAUGGAAAAGGAUCCGCAGUGUCCUAUCUCCGUCCUUCACCUCUGGGAGACUGAAGGAGAUGUUUGAAAUCAUGAAGAGUCAUUCUGCUAACCUGAUCCGCAGCAUGAAGAAAAAGGCAGAUAAGGGAGAAGCAUUAGAACUGAAGGAAUUCUUUGGAUCGUACAGCAUGGACGUUGUAACCAGUACGGCCUUCAGUGUAGAUAUUGAUUCACUGAACAACCCUUCAGAACCAUUUGUGACAAACAUCAAGAAGAUGCUGAAGUUUGACUUUUUAAACCCCCUCUUCCUCGCAGUCGCUUUCUUCCCCUUCCUUGGCCCCAUAUUUGAAAAGUUAGAAUUUUCAUUUUUCCCCAAAUCUGUGACCGACUUCUUUUAUGCUUCUCUGGAGAAGAUUAAGUCAAACCGUGAGACCAGCCAGCAGAAGAGUCGAGUAGAUUUUCUCCAACUAAUGAUUGAUUCCCAAAAGAACAAUGGGUUGCAGAAGGACAAAAGUUUAAGUGACCAUGAGAUCCUUUCCCAAUCCAUGAUUUUCAUUUUUGCUGGUUAUGAAACAAGCAGCAGUUCUCUCUCUUUCUUGGCUUACAAUCUGGCCACGAACCCAGAGGUCAUGAGAAAGCUCCAGGAGGAGAUUGAUUCCACCUUCCCCAACAAGGCUCCUGUUCAGUAUCAGUCUCUGAUGGAGAUGGAUUACUUGGACAGCGUCAUCAAUGAGUCUCUCCGGUUGUUCCCCAUUGCCGCACGUUUGGAGCGUGUGGCCAAAGCAUCUGUGGAGAUAAAUGGCCUUGUGAUUCCAAAAGACAUGGUUAUCCUGGUCCCCACAUGGCCUUUGCACCGGGACCCUGAGAUAUGGCCAGAACCAGAGAAAUUCAAACCUGAGAGAUUCAGCAAGAAAAACAAGGAGGACAUCGAUCCAUACACAUACAUGCCUUUUGGGUUAGGACCAAGGAACUGCAUUGGGAUGAGGUUUGCUCUAGUGGUGAUGAAACUGGCAGUGGUGGAGAUCCUGCAGCGGUACAGCUUCUCUGUGUGUAGAGAGACUGAGAUCCCAUUUGAGAUGGAUAUCCAGGGUUUGCUGGCACCCAAAAGACCCAUCCAACUGAAGCUGAUCCCUCGCUCCUAAUCUUCCAGCUGGAGAAAUAUUUUUUAAUCAAAUUAUGAAGUUUAUUUUCUGAAGAUUAUAUUCCCUUCCCAUUAAUGAUUUUGUCGUAUAGUGAUACAUCUUACAUAGCGCUCAUAAUACAACUUAUAUAGCACUUCUUAGAGUACGCAAAGAAGAUUAAAUUAGAUUGGAUCCCUGUUUUUCUAUAUGUGAUGAUGUAUAUUGGUGAGUGGAGUCAAAUGUUCCAGCUAUGGAACAUUGAGUUGAAUUUUAGUGAUUUUUCUAGCUUAUGAAAUAUAUCUAAAUCAAAUUGUAAUGUUUAUUUGGUGAAAUUUACAUUCUUUUCCUAUAACUGAAUUUUUCAGUGAAGCCUAUAGCGUUGUAGAUCCCUUUUCCUUUAUAUGCUGAACUGAGAGAGAAAAUAUUUUUAAACUGUGUUGCCAAUUAAAAGUGUACAGGUGUACUUUAGACUGAUCACAGUAAAAUCUCACUGCAUUGUGCUGCUUUAUCACACAGCACAAUGCCACAGACGUAGCAAUUGGCAAACUGACUGCAAGAAUGUCAACCAGAGCUGUUGCUUGUGAAUUUAAUGUUCAUUCCUCUACCAAAAAUUCACACAUUCCUCUCCAAAGAUAUUUCAGAGAAUUUGGCCAACUGGGCACACAGUUACAGACCACAUGUAUCCACACCAGCCCAAGACCUCCAUAUCCAACAUGUUCACCUCCAAGAUCAUCUGACAUCAGCCACACAGACAGCUGCACAAACUACCAGGAAUUGUAGUCUCUCAACUUGACUGUGAUUUGUUUCCAUAUCAGACUUGAAGGGAAAAGGCUCAUAUUUGAUUGCUUCCAGCACAUUAGAGAGGUGUGCUCUUCAUGGGUGAAUCCCAGUUCUCCCCGGUCAGGGCAGAGGGCAGACAGCAUGUGUGGCUUUGUGUUGGUCAAUUGUUUGCUGAUGUCAACCUUGUGAACAUCAGCAAACCGUUGCUGCAGAGUCAUGUUGGAAGAGGAAGUGGCCAGCUCCAAUCUGUUCCCACAAACCUGGGAGAAUGGAAUUGUCUAAAAUAUCUUGGUAUGCUGAACCAUUCAGAGUUCCUUUCACUGGAACUAAGGGACCAAGCCAGCUCCUAAAAUUCACUGGAAUUCACUGAGCUCCUGAGAGUGACCCAUUCAUUCACAAAUGUAAAAACAAUCUGCAUGCCUACGUCCUUAAUUUUAUACACCUGUGGCCCUGUAAGCGAUUGGAACACCAGAUUCCUAUGAUGUGGAUGAGUGAGCAAAUACUUUUGGCAAUAUAAUGUGCAUACAGUUUAGUUUAAAAAUAUUUAAUUUAACCCUCAGUUCAGGAUUUGUGUUUAAUUAUGCCUACCCACAUGUUGUUUGAGUGACUCAUGCAGCUUUAUUAUCUUGGCUUUGUCAUUGUUUAAUAAAGACUGUUUAGAAUGUGUUCUCAAAUCGGUGAAUUUUUGUAUAGUUUUGAGGUUUCAUCAGGUUAGAUUAAUAAAAUCCCCAACUUCUCAAACA
Molecule: messenger RNA, 3062 nt
Organism: Gambusia affinis (western mosquitofish)
Lineage: Eukaryota; Metazoa; Chordata; Actinopteri; Cyprinodontiformes; Poeciliidae
Product: cytochrome P450 3A30
Exons: 13
Coding region: 67-1560 (497 amino acids)
Molecular function (GO): heme binding; iron ion binding; steroid hydroxylase activity
Source: RefSeq, a predicted model, not a curated record